Molecule: messenger RNA, 1400 nt
Organism: Amphimedon queenslandica
Lineage: Eukaryota; Metazoa; Porifera; Demospongiae; Haplosclerida; Niphatidae
Exons: 11
Coding region: 237-1334 (365 amino acids)
Molecular function (GO): protein binding
Source: RefSeq, a predicted model, not a curated record
AGAUACAAGAAAUACAGGAACCACUGGAAGAGGAGGUACAGGAGAUAAAGGAACAACCUCAUGAUACAAAGGAAGAGAGAGUAGCAAGACUGGAGGAGAAAGAAAUAGAAGGAGCAACACCUCAAUCAGUAAUUAAUCAAGAUAUACUAUCAACUGAUACAAGUGUGACAAUAAUUAAUAGACAAUUAAUAAAAGAAAUAAAAACAAACAAACAAUUAAAAGAAUCACUAACAAAAAUGAGAGUAGAUGAAAUUCAACAACUUCUGUCUUUACCACAAAAUACUAGUUCAGCAUCAUACAGAAUCAGAAGAGGAAUGAGAAUGGAAAUAGAACAAUUGCAAUUAUUAUUAAUAAAUAAAACUGGUUUAUUGGAUCAGAAUAAAUCAUUAAUAGAUAUUAAGAGAGAAAUAGCUAAAAUACAAGAACAGAUAUCAUUAAUGAGCAUACAUAUACUAAAUAGAAAAGAAGAGAAUGAAGAUUAUAGAGAUGUAAUAAGAGAGUGGAGGGAACAACUUACAUUGACUUCAAUAGCUGCAAAAAAAACUGAAACUAUUGAACUGAGAAAUGAAGAUGAUGAUAAAGUUAAUAAACCAACAGCAGAAUCUGUUUUUAUUACUCGCUAUGACUAUCAUGCAAUAAGGAGUAAUGAAAUAUCAUUCAGUGAGGGAGAGCAGCUGGAGAUAUAUGAGAAGCAGAAUAGUUCUUAUUGGAAAGGAAUAUCCUUGGUAUCUGGUGAUGAAGGAAACAUUCCUAGUAGUUGUGUUUACUCAAUGUUAGAGUCACUUCAAUUGUUAGAGUUUAUACUGUCAGUGGAAGAAGUGUCCCUUCCUAUUCUACAGAAGAUAAGGAAUGAUUCAUCUAGUAAUGAUGAGAAAGCUUCUCCUUUCUGGGAGACUAUUGAUGAUGACACUAUUAUGAUACCUGCACUGAGACAAGACAAAGAACAACAUGAUAAAAGAGCCACUGGGAGAGUGAACUGGGGCAGUGACUGGGUAUCCCUUGAGUCUCCAUCUCCAGUUCAGUGUAAUGAAGUGAUUAGUAAUAUUAAUAAUAAUCAUGAGGUGAUUGAACUCAACUGCUUAUCUACUAAUAGUACAGUAUCUCUACUAUCAUCAACUAAACUGCAUGCACUAAACCUGAGGAGACUUGAUAUAUGGUGGACUCCAUUAACUAAUGAUUGUAUCCAGUACUUGUGUAUACUACUAACUAAUAAUACAACAAUACAAGAACUAGUCAUCAAUUUUCACUCCAUUAGUGAUAAAGGAGUUAUUAAAAUCUGUCAAGCUCUUGAACAAAACUCUACACUUACCUCACUAGGUCUUAAUUAUUGGUAAUCCUCUCAUCACUUCUACUAGUGGACCAGCUCUUUUUCAGCUCCUCCUCAAUAACUCAUCACUAGU